This is a messenger RNA of Chrysochloris asiatica (Cape golden mole), 348 nucleotides long. RefSeq names its product macrophage migration inhibitory factor (glycosylation-inhibiting factor) (gene MIF). The record is from RefSeq and is a predicted model, not a curated record. Lineage: Eukaryota; Metazoa; Chordata; Mammalia; Afrosoricida; Chrysochloridae. Bases 1 to 348 code for a protein of 115 amino acids. The transcript has 3 exons. Gene Ontology annotation, molecular function: cytokine activity; phenylpyruvate tautomerase activity.
AUGCCGAUGUUCGUAGUGAACACCAACGUUCCUCGCGCCUCUGUACCGGACGGGCUCCUCUCCGAGCUCACUCAGCAGCUGGCGCAGGCCACUGGCAAGCCAGCGCAGUACAUCGCGGUGCACGUGGUCCCGGACCAGCUCAUGGCCUUCGGGGGAUCAAGCGAGCCGUGCGCACUCUGCAGCUUGCACAGCAUCGGCAAAAUCGGCGGCGCGCAGAACCGCACCUACAGCAAGCUUCUGUGUGGCUUGCUGGCCGAGCGCCUGCGCAUCAGCCCCGACAGGAUCUACAUCAAUUACUAUGACAUGAACGCGGCCAAUGUUGGCUGGAACAGUUCCACCUUCGCUUGA